Dipodomys ordii (Ord's kangaroo rat) is the source of this 931-nucleotide messenger RNA. RefSeq names its product translocase of outer mitochondrial membrane 22 homolog (yeast) (gene Tomm22). Gene Ontology annotation, biological process: intracellular protein transport. Gene Ontology annotation, cellular component: mitochondrial outer membrane. Lineage: Eukaryota; Metazoa; Chordata; Mammalia; Rodentia; Heteromyidae. The record is from RefSeq and is a predicted model, not a curated record. The transcript has 4 exons. The coding region runs from base 1 to 345 and encodes 114 amino acids.
AUGACUUGUGAGGACAACAUCUCAGGCCAGGAACUAGACGAGACCCUGGCGGAGAGACUGUGGGGUCUGACGGAGAUGUUCCCAGAGAGGAUCCGGUCCGCGGCCGGAGCCACCUUUGACCUCUCCCUCUUUGUGGCUCAGAAAAUGUACAGAUUUUCCAGGGCAGCCUUGUGGAUUGGGACCACUUCCUUUAUGAUCCUGGUUCUUCCUGUUGUCUUCGAGACGGAAAAGUUGCAAAUGGAGCAACAGCAGCAGCUGCAGCAGCGGCAGAUACUUCUAGGGCCUAACACAGGGCUGUCAGGAGGAAUGCCAGGAGCCCUACCUUCACUUCCUGGAAAAAUCUAGAUUGUUAUGCUAUAUUUGAGAAGUCUAGGUGGGAGAACUUUGAGAUUCAGUUGUGUUUGAACUGCUGAUUAUUUGGAUUUCUUUUUCCUUCUUUUAAAUUUUGGCACAAUGAUCUAUCCAAACCUGUUGGGGAAAAUUCUCCAGACCUCAUUGUCUCAAGGAAAGACUCCCAACUUGCAACUAUGCCCUCCACGCUGUCCUCAUUCUGAUAGUGCAGCCAUGUGGAUGGUUAUUCCAGCACUGGCUCUCAUCCCUUUCAGUAAAUUGCUCUCCUCACUACCCAGUGUGGGGUAGAAACUAAGGCCAGUGGGAAAGCAGCACUCCUGGCUCUUUUUUUUUUCUUUUUUUUUUUUUUAAGAUGGAGAUGUCAGGGAUGAACAUGCACACAAUACAAAACUGACAAAAUGCAUUGAAGUAGUAGUAUAGAGUAGCCACCAGAGAUCUGUUGGAGAGGAGCAAGGCUUGCUGAAGCCUUAGCCAUAAGUAGGGAUGAUGGGGACUGUGGAGGACAGAGCAGGAGCUCAUUUCCUCUCUACAUUUUGGCUAUUAGACCUAUGUGUGUGUGUGUGUGUGAUGUCUGUAUGUU